UAUUAUAAAUUUAUAAUCUUUGUUUUUUUUGUAAUUUUUCGAGCAAAAUUCGCCCCGAAAAUGAGUUCUCCUUUGCUAUUGAAUGAAAAGGAGCAAGCCAAAGAACAAUUCAAUGAGAAAUGGCCGGCAAUGAAGCCCAUAGUUAUAAAAAUUUUGAAACAAAAAGGUGUUACAAAGUCUGAAUGGCAAGACCUCUUCUGGGAUGUCCAUAAAGUUUCACAAUGGGACGAGAAAGGUGUGAUGAAGAUCUUUGAGGCUCUCAAGUCAGUUGUAUCAGAAUAUAAUCAAUGUGUUCAGAGGAUUGUUAUGAAAGAAGAUGAUGACUCAGUUUUGCUGAAAACAUAUAUUCAAGAAUGGACAAAAUUCUUUGCUCAAUGUCAAUAUAUUGCUCAGCCUUUCAAAUCCCUUGAGACUCACAAUGCUAAAAAUAACAGUGGCAAGAAAAAUAACAAAACUGGAGUUUCUGAGUCAAGCUCAAUUAAAAAGCUGAUGCUGGACACAUGGAAUGAAAUUAUAUUUUCAAACAUAAAUAGAAAACUUCAAGCAAGUGCUAUGAAGCUUGUUCAGAAACGUGCUGGGGAAUCAUUUGAUUCUCAAUUGGUUAUUGGUGUAAGGGAAUCCUAUGUGAAUCUCUGCUGCAGUGAAGAUGAUAAAUUACGAAUCUACAGUAAAAAUUUUGAGAAGGCUUAUCUUGAUGCGACCAGGCAGUUUUAUUCAAAUGUUGCUUCAAUGUACUUGGAAGAAAAUGGAGUUGAACAAUACAUGAAUUAUGCUCAUAGUAAACUACAUGAGGAAGAACAUCGUGCACAAAGAUAUCUGGAAACGUCACAAGGAUGUAACUCUUGUGAACUUUUAAGUCAAGUUUGUGUCAAUGUUCUUGUGAGUGAUGUUAAAGAUUGUAUAUUGGAAGAAUGUCCUGGGUUUAUUGCAGGAAACUGCACUGAAAAAUUGUUAAAGAUGUUUCAUCUGAUGGACAGGGUCUCUGAUGGCGUUCAACCAAUGAUCAGUCACCUUGAAAAUCAUGUGAUAACUACUGGUUUAGCUGAUAUGAUUGGUGCAGCAGCAACAAUAUCUACGGACUCAGAGAAAUACGUAGACAGACUCCUGAUGUUAUUUAAUCGAUUCAGUUCUUUGGUGAAAGAAGCUUUCAAUGAUGAUCCAAGAUUUUUAACAGCGAGGGAUAAAUCUUUCAAGAGAGUCGUCAAUGAUACCACAAUAUUCAAUAUAGAAUUACCAACGAAUAUUAAAUCAAGUUCAAGUAAGACUGUGCCAGAGUCAAAAUGUCCGGAGUUGCUGGCAAACUUCUGCGAUAUGUUGUUGAGGAAAAGUCCCUUCAGUAAGAAAUUGACAUCUGAUGAAAUUGAAGCAAAAUUAAAAGAUGUUCUGUUGGUCUUGAAAUAUGUUGAUAAUAAGGAUGUUUUUAUGAGGUACCACAAAGCUCAUCUGACAAGAAGAUUAAUAUUAGAUUGCUCAACAGACAGUGAUUUGGAAGAAAAUAUGGUCGAAUGGUUGAGAGAUGUUGGUAUGCCAGCAGAUUAUAUUAAUAAACUAGCAAGGAUGUUUCAAGAUAUAAAAGUCAGUGAAGAUCUCAACCAGGCGUUUAAAGAUGUUUACAGGAAUCGUUCACCCAUGGCAGAUUCUAUAGCCAUUAAGAUAUUGAAUGCUGGUGCUUGGGCGCGAAGUUCUGAAAGGGUAGCCGUAUCUUUGCCGACAGAACUCGAAGAUUUUAUUCCCGAGGUUGAAGAAUUUUAUCGUCGAAGUCACAGCGGCCGGAAACUUCAAUGGAUUCAUCUGAUGUCCAACGGCGUGAUAACUUUCGCAACGGAACAGGGGAAAUACGAUAUAGAAGUCACAACGUUUCAAAUGGCCGUCCUUUUUGCUUGGAACGAGAGACGAACAGAUAAACUCUCGUUUCAUGACUUAAGACUAGCGACGGAACUGCCCGAAUCAGAGCUUCGUCGAACAUUAUGGUCGCUUAUCGCCUUUCCUAAAUUAAAACGCCAAAUUCUGAUAUGUGAUCCUGCUGUAAAUUCUCCGAAAGAACUAAAAGAACAAUCGACAUUUUGUGUCAAUCACAACUUUGCUCUAAUUAAAAAAAAUGGAAAAGUACAAAAGCGUGGAAAAAUAAAUUUCAUUGGAAGGCUUCAGCUAUCAACAGAUAAACAUCGCGAGGAAGAUAAUGAAGCCAUCAUUGCUUUGAGAAUACUUCGGACACAGGAGGGAAUUGUACGAAUUAUGAAAAUGCGAAAAACACUAUCAAACGCUCAACUUCAGACUGAACUUGUAGAAAUUCUAAAAAACAUGUUUAUACCACAAAAGAAAUUAAUCAAAGAACAAAUAGAAUGGCUUAUUGAACACAAAUACAUCAAAAGAGACGAAAAUAAUAUUAAUCAAUUUAUUUAUUUAGCAUAAAAAUAUGUACAAAAGAAAUUGUUUUUUAAAUUAAUAAUCAUAGUUUUGUUAAUUUUCACUGUCUUUCUUCAUAGUCGGAUAUUUAAAUAGGAAUAAUACCAGGUGAGUAACC
Dendronephthya gigantea is the source of this 2524-nucleotide messenger RNA. Its product is annotated as cullin-5-like. Gene Ontology annotation, molecular function: ubiquitin protein ligase binding. The record is from RefSeq and is a predicted model, not a curated record. Gene Ontology annotation, cellular component: Cul5-RING ubiquitin ligase complex; SCF ubiquitin ligase complex. Gene Ontology annotation, biological process: SCF-dependent proteasomal ubiquitin-dependent protein catabolic process; protein ubiquitination. Lineage: Eukaryota; Metazoa; Cnidaria; Anthozoa; Malacalcyonacea; Nephtheidae.